This is a messenger RNA of Emericellopsis atlantica, 1143 nucleotides long. RefSeq lists its product as uncharacterized. NCBI's taxonomy places the organism in Eukaryota, Fungi, Ascomycota, Sordariomycetes, Hypocreales, Bionectriaceae. Bases 127 to 987 code for a protein of 286 amino acids. The transcript has 4 exons. The record is from RefSeq and is a predicted model, not a curated record.
UCUCACGAUAUCUCACCUUGCUGGAACCCCCUCAGCCCACCCAGCCCUGUCUACUCCAACACCCUGGGCAACGAGCUUCGACAAACUUCCACUACAACCUCUUCUGGCCUGUACAGGGGAAAAAACAUGUCACAAUUUGUGAAGGAUGAAGAGCUCUGUCAGCAGUACGCCCAGUUCGCAUCGCACAUGGUGGGGUGGCAGUUCAAAAUCAUCUACUGGACCAUGUUCAUGUCGAACCUAUUCGUUCUCUUCUUAGCCUCAUGGACUUUCACAAAGGGCCAGGAAGCAGCCGAGCGACUCAGUGACGAUCUCAAGAAAAGGGCCAAGCGAUUACGGUUCUAUAUAUUCCUCUGUUUGGGUUGCGUUGCCGUUUCGGCUGUCAUUGUCGUCAUGGAGGCCUAUGCACUGCUUGCACUGCAAUUCUGCGAUGGGGAGGACUUGAUGUCCUUGUACUGGUCUACGUGGACAAUGAUCCAAGUGGGAUCGUUGAUCGCCAUGGUGGGAAUCAUCCUCGCCAUGUGCCACUCGUUGAAGCAAAGCCGGCAUCCCCCGUGGGCUCUUGCCCUUGGGACACCUGUCCUGGUCAUCGCUGGCUUUCUGCAUCUCUUCCACGCGUGCGGGAGAAAGGGCGUCAAGAAGAUGAAGGCUUCCUUCGCAGCACGCGGCGACGACGACGGCAACCCCAUGGGGGCCCCCAUGAGUCAAGCCAACACGAUUCAGGCACCAGAGGGCACAGAGGACGAAACGAUCGAGGGCGAGUUUAUCGGCUUCACCAUUGACGGCGGUCCCAUUGUCCGCUUCACCAACCGCUUCAUCAACUGCCAAUUCCCCAGCAACAUGGAGCUCCUUGGCCAUUGCAACGAUGACCGACCCAUCGUCGCGUACCGGAAGGACUCCAUCCGGUUCAUCUCUGAUUCCAACAAGAAGGCCGUCUGCCCCGACAGACGCAACGACGAGCAGGAGGAGAAAGUGCACGAGAGCGUCUGAGGAGAGGGACAUCCCGUCCAUGGGGGGGUUGCAGCGUUCAUAUACAUUCGGCGUUUGGGUCUUGGUAUACCACGGGUUUCGAGGAUUUCUUUUUACAGCAUCAGAUGCAUGGAUGGGACUGGUCAUUUUGAACUUUUUGUCGCGCGGGAGGCUUGG